CCGGGCCGGCGCGAGGGGCCGACCAGAGACUGUGAGACGAGCCCCGCCCGCACCCCGCGAAGCAGCUCUACGCUCGACACUUCCUCCUCACGCAGGUGGGGCCAUGCACCGUGUGGUGGGAGCCGUCCUAAGGCGGCCGGCACGGCUGGACGGAGCUGUGCCCGCCCGCGCCAAGCACGACGACGCCAAGGGGAAGGUGAUCGCCAUCCGGCGCGAGGACCAGUCCGUGUGGGAGCGGAGGGCGCCCCUCGCGCCGGCCAACGUGAGGCGGCUAACGCGCGCCGGCGUCAGGGUCCUGGUGCAGCCGUCCAACAGGCGGGCCUACCCCAUGCUGGCGUACCAGGCGGCCGGCGCGGUGCUGCAGGAGGACAUCUCGGAGGCGUCGGUGAUCUUCGGAGUGAAGCAGGUGCCCGUGGACCAGCUGCUGCCCAGCAAGACGUACUGCCUCUUCUCGCACACCAUCAAGGCCCAGGAGGCCAACAUGCCCCUGCUGGACGCCAUCCUCGAGAAGAACAUCCGGCUGAUCGACUACGAGAAGCUGAUGGACGAGUCGGGCCAGCGCGUGGUGGCCUUCGGCAAGCACGCCGGCCUCGCGGGCAUGGUGAACAUCCUGCACGGCCUGGGGCUGCGCCUGCUGGCGCUUGGGCACCACACGCCCUUCAUGCACAUCGGGCCGGCGCACAACUACCGCAACUCCUCGAUGGCGCGGCAGGCCAUCAGGGACGCGGGCUACGAGAUCGCGCUGGGCAUGAUGCCCCAGUCGGUGGGGCCACUCACGUUCGUGUUCACGGGCAGCGGGAACGUGUCGCAGGGCGGGCAGGAGCUGUUCCAGGAGCUGCCCCAUGAGUACGUGCCUCCGGAGAUGCUGAGGAAGGUCGCCGAGCACGGAGUUCCCACGAAGAUCUACGGCUGUGAAGUGCGCAGACGACAUCACUUGGAGCGGAAAGAGGGGGGAGGGUUUGACCCGGAAGAGUACGAUCAGUUUCCGUCCAGAUACAUCUCCACGUUCAGCAAGAAGAUUGCACCGUACGCCUCCGUCAUCAUCAACGGCAUCUACUGGGCCGUGGACUCGCCCAAGCUGCUGACCAUCCCGGACGCCAAGUACCUGCUCCGGCCGGCCAACACGCCGUGGAUCGCCACGUCGGAGGGGGCGCCCGCUCUGCCCCACCGCAUGCUGGCCAUCUGCGACAUCAGCGCCGACCCGGGCGGCUCCAUCGAGUUCAUGAACGAGUGCACCACCAUCGACACCCCCUUCUGCCUGUACGAUGCCGACCGCAACAAGGACACCAAGAGCUUCAAAGGCCCCGGCGUGCUGGUGUGCUCCAUCGACAACAUGCCGACGCAGCUGCCGCGCGAGUCGACCGACUUCUUCGGGGACCUGCUGUUCCCGUACGCUCUGGACAUCCUCCAGUCGGAGGCUGCGGUGCCCCUGGACCAGCACAGCUUCACACCCGCCGUGCACGGGGCGAUAAUAGCAAGCAACGGAAAACUGACACCAAACUUUGAAUACAUUCAAGAGCUGAGAGCAGCAAGCUACCGCAACCGGCACAAGGCGUUCCCCACGGAGGAGAGCGCGCGCAAGGUGCUGGUGCUGGGGGCGGGCUACGUCAGCGCGCCCGUGGUGGAGUACCUGCACCGCGAGAGCAACGUGCACAUCACCGUGGCGGCAGCGCUCAAGGACGAAGCGGACGCCAUCGCCUCGUCGUUCGAGCGCGGGGUGGAGCCGGCGCUGCUGGACGUGACGGAGCGGCCCGACAGCCUGCAGGAGCUGGUGUCGGCGGCGGACGUGGUGGUGUCCCUGCUGCCCCGCUCCCUGCACGCCCUGGUGGCCCGCGUCUGCAUCCAGCAGGGCGUGCACAUGGUCACCGCGUCCUACUGCACGCCCGAGAUGCAGGAGCUGCACGCCAGCGCGGUGGACGCGGGCGUGACGGUCGUCAACGAGGUGGGGCUGGACCCGGGCAUCGACCACCUGCUGGCCAUGGAGUGCUUCGACGAGGUGCACCAGGCGGGCGGCAAGGUCGAGUCCUUCGUCUCCUACUGCGGAGGUCUGCCGGCCCCGGAGUUCUCGGACAACGCUCUGCGCUACAAGUUCAGCUGGAACCCAUUGGGCGUGCUGCAGAACACGCUUAGCACGGCCAAGUACCUCCACCGAGGAGAGGAAGUGACGGUGCCGGACGGCGGCCAGCUGAUGGAGGAGGCGCGGCCGCUCCACUUCCUGCCCGGCUUCUCGCUGGAGGGCUUCCCCAACAGGGACUCCACCGUGUACGCCGACCGCUACGGCAUCGCCAAGGAGGCCCACACCGUGAUCAGGGGCACCCUGCGCUUCCAAGGUUUCUGCGACACGGUGCGAGGCAUGCAGAGGCUGGGGCUGUUCGACUGCACCCCCCACCCCGCGCUGCACCCCAAGGGUCCGGACAUCACCUGGCGGCAGCUGAUAUGCACCCUGAUUGGCCUGAGCGAUUCCACCAUCUUCUACGAGAACCUCAAGAGCAAGCUGCAGCAGAUCAUGGGGGGCGAGGGCUGGAGGAGGGUGGACGCUCUGGAGAGCCUGGGCUUGCUGGAGGACGACCCGGUGCGCAAGAAGAACACCCCUGUGCUCACCAUCAGCCACUUCCUGUCCAAGAGGCUGGCCCUGGAGAAGACGGACCGAGACCUGGUGGUGCUGAGGCACGACGUCGGCAUCCUGUGGCCGGACGGGCGGCGCGAGAGCCGAGGCAUCAGCAUGGUGUCGUACGGCGAGCCGGGCCGCUCCGCCAUGUCCCGGGCCGUGGGCGUCCCCACGGCCAUCGCCGCCAAGAUGGUGCUGGACGGCGAGAUCCAGCAGAAAGGGAUGACGCUGCCCUUCACGCCAGACAUCUACAGGCCGUUGCUGUCUCGCCUCAGGGCGGAGGGCUUGGAAACAAAGGAGAAGUCAAGAUUCCUCUGAUGUCAUCCCUCAACAACAACCCUUUACAUCAACAACUGUACAAAUAAUAUGAAAAUAUGUAUACCACCAA
Messenger RNA from Bacillus rossius redtenbacheri, 2996 nucleotides. It is a transcript of the gene LKRSDH, whose product is annotated as alpha-aminoadipic semialdehyde synthase, mitochondrial. NCBI's taxonomy places the organism in Eukaryota, Metazoa, Arthropoda, Insecta, Phasmatodea, Bacillidae. Gene Ontology annotation, cellular component: cytoplasm. The record is from RefSeq and is a predicted model, not a curated record. Bases 104 to 2926 code for a protein of 940 amino acids. The transcript is spliced from 19 exons. Gene Ontology annotation, molecular function: saccharopine dehydrogenase activity.